Ogataea haglerorum is the source of this 1476-nucleotide messenger RNA. RefSeq lists its product as uncharacterized. The record is from RefSeq and is a predicted model, not a curated record. Gene Ontology annotation, molecular function: zinc ion binding; DNA-binding transcription factor activity, RNA polymerase II-specific. Gene Ontology annotation, biological process: regulation of DNA-templated transcription. The coding region runs from base 1 to 1476 and encodes 491 amino acids. Lineage: Eukaryota; Fungi; Ascomycota; Pichiomycetes; Pichiales; Pichiaceae. The transcript has a single exon.
AUGAGCUAUUUCGAAACUGUUAUGGAAACAGAGAGCAUUGACCGUCCUUGCACGGGAGAUGUCUCGAUAGAUCUUGCUAACCACAUGGUCAAGACUCCGCUUAUGUCUCUGGACUUGAAUAAUAUUAACCUCCAUGGCAACGACGUGAAGGGCCAAUCAGCUACCAUCCCGCUCAAUGAUGGCAACUCUUUCCGUCCAGACUCACGCCAAACAAAUUCAUCAGGGAACCUGCAGCCCACUCUCAAUUCUGCAUUUGAUCCAAAAUUUCUCGACAUGUACACCACCAAUUCGCCCAAAGAAGUGAUAUCCCCAACACGAUUGCUAUAUAAAAGUUCAAACAGCACACCGAGGCUAAUUCCCGCAAUCUCAAUGCUUACACCAGGCGGUUUCAGUGAUGUGUUCAAGCAAUCACCCCUCAAUGUAUAUUCGAGAUCCGAUCCGCCUCAGUCGGCUUCUAGAAUGAUGUUCCCACGCUCCUUGUAUGAAGAAGUUGAGUUAACGAACGCUUGGCUUGGGAGGGAUACCCCGAAUGGCGAUACUACAGAAAACAUGCUUUCUGAUGGACAUGCAUUUGGCAAUAUGAAUGAUUCCCAUUUCUACAUUCAAUCCUCAUUGCCUGGUUCACGAGAAGCUAACAGGGCACCAAGUGGUUUGUCUUAUUCGAAAGAAAGAGCGAGGAACAAAUUAAGUGUUGAAGCUAUUAGCCCCCUUCCCUCCUUAAGACCUGUAUCAGAGAGUUUCAAAAUCCCCACUUUUAAUAUACUGGCAGACCUGAAGUAUGAAGAAAAAGAUUUUGAUUUUGGUGUGGAUUACAGACAACAUAAAAAAACCAAGACAACUACUUUUCCAACAGUGUCGAACACGAUAAAUGACACAUAUGGUCCCCUGCUUAUAGGGGAACAACCUGUGAAGAAGAAAAGAGGAAGAAAGCCAGGAUCCACCAACAAGAAACGCAAGGAAACCGCAGCGAAAGACGACAAAAAUAAGAAGAAAAAGCUCAAAGUUAGAUUUCCGAAAAAGAGAAAGACAACACUCUCCGACAUAGAUCCUGCUGUUCACUUUCAGUUUGGGGACGAUGACGACUUUCUUGGGGACGACGACUUUGAGCUUGCCGGCAUUGACUCGCACAAACCACAUGCCUCUGGCGGGCCAGAGGAUAUGCAAGAUCGGAUGAAGAGAAUAAGGAAUCGUGCCCCUCGAUCUAAGAACGGUUGUUGGACUUGCCGACUAAGAAGAAAACGAUGUCCUGAGCAGAGACCAGUUUGCUCCGAAUGUGUGAGAUUAGGUCUCGAAUGUGACGGUUAUUCUUCUGAGCGACCUGCUUUCAUGCGGAAUGCAAAUGCUGCAAAAGGAAAGAUGGAAGAGAUUAAAAUUAUUACGCUAGCCAAGAAAAAACGUGGUUCAAAACAAAGAUAUGAACGCGAACAACGCUUGUCUGCAGGCUCUCCCAGCGACCCGCUCAAACCACCUAGUUAA